GUGGCGGCUUGUUUGCUGGCUAAAUCUCACCGCAGUAAAUCCCUUUUAGCUGCGAGGUUGACAUGGCUUGACGGACGGCAACUUUCAGGAAAUACAACAGGUGGACGAGCCGACGCUCAGUUGACUGGAGGAAUGCCGUCAGGCGUCACCAUGGACGACACCAGGCUGAAUGACUCCAACGUUAAGGUUGCCGUUCGUGUGCGACCGAUGAACAGAAGAGAAAAAGACCUUAAGGCAAAAUGUGUGGUAGAAAUGGAAGGGAGCCAAACAAUAUUGAACCCCGCCAUGACAACUUUGAGCAAAGGAGACCCACGGAAUCAACCAAAGGUUUUUGCCUAUGAUCACUGUUUCUGGUCCAUGGAUGAAUCCCAGAAAGACAAGUUUGCAGGUCAAGAAGUAGUGUUCCAAUGUCUUGGAGAGAGUUUGCUAGACAACGCCUUCAUGGGAUACAACGCCUGCAUUUUUGCUUAUGGGCAGACAGGUUCUGGAAAGUCGUACACCAUGAUGGGUUCCGCAGAACAACCUGGUCUCAUCCCUCGCCUCUGCAGCUCCCUGUUCUCCAGGACCAUACAGGAGGCUCGAGAGGGUGAGAGCUUCACUGUGGAAGUUUCCUACAUGGAAAUUUACAACGAGAAGGUCCGUGACCUGCUGGACCCUAAAGGAAGCCGGCAAGCACUGAGAGUGAGGGAGCACAAAGUCCUGGGUCCUUAUGUGGAUGGGCUUUCUCGUCUGGCUGUGGCUAACUACAAGGAUAUUGAGUCUCUUAUGUCAGAGGGAAAUAAAUCUCGCACAGUGGCCGCCACCAACAUGAACGAAGAGAGCAGCCGAUCUCAUGCUGUGUUUAACAUCACCCUCACACACACACUAAUGGACCUGCAGUCAGGGACAAGCGGAGAAAAGGUGAGCAAACUGAGUCUGGUGGACCUGGCAGGAAGUGAGCGUGCAGCCAAGACCGGGGCAGCUGGUGAAAGACUGAAAGAAGGCAGCAACAUCAACAAAUCUCUAAGUACAUUAGGUUUGGUUAUCUCAGCAUUGGCCGACCAGGGUGCAGGGAAGAAUAGGAACAAAUUUGUUCCCUAUAGGGACUCUGUGCUGACCUGGCUACUCAAGGACAGUUUGGGGGGUAACAGCCGCACCGCCAUGGUAGCUACCAUCAGCCCAGCCGCAGACAAUUACGAUGAGACGCUGUCCACCCUGCGUUACGCCGACCGCGCCAAAAGCAUCGUGAACCACGCUGUUGUGAACGAAGACCCCAACGCCAGAAUCAUCAGAGAGCUGCGAGAAGAAGUGGAGAAGCUGAGGGAGCAGCUCACUGAAGCUGAGUCGAUGAAGGCACCUGAGCUGAAGGAGAGACUAGAGGAGUCGGAGAAGCUGAUCCAAGAGAUGACUGUGACGUGGGAGGAGAAACUUAGGAAGACUGAAGCUAUUGCACAAGAGCGACAGAAGCAACUUGAAAGUUUGGGAAUUUCGCUGCAGUCGUCCGGCAUCAGAGUCGUGGAUGACAAGUGCUUCCUGGUCAAUCUGAAUGCCGACCCUGCCCUCAACGAGCUGCUGGUCUACUACCUGAAGGAGCACACGCGUGUGGGUUCAGCCAAAUCACAGGACAUCCAACUUUGUGGGAUGGCCAUUCAAGCCGAGCACUGCGUCAUUGAUAUCACGCUCAACAACGGCGUGGUCAUCACGCCUCACUGCAACGCUCGAACGUGGGUGAAUGGCGCUGUCGUCACCAGUCCUGUGCAGCUUCAUCACGGCGAUCGCAUCCUAUGGGGGAACAACCACUUCUUCAGGAUCAACCUGCCCAAGCAUUUAGUCCAUACUGGGAGCGAGGAGGAGGAGAGUGGGUCUAGAAUGAAGACCAGCUUAAGUGCAGACCACCUGGAGGUGGACAUCGAUACAUCUAGUGAUGUCUCUAGUGAAGUCGGCUUUGAGUUCGCUCAGGCUGAAGUCAUGAUGAAAGGAAUGGCCAGCAACGAUCCCUUGCAGUCGGUGUUGCAGACCCUGGAGAGGCAACACGAGGAGGAGAAACGCUGCGCCUUGGAGCGCCAGAGGCUGAUGUACGAACAGGAACUGCAGCAACUUCGCUUGCGGCUCAAUCCUGAAAGAUCUUCUCAUUUCCUGGAAGUGUCAGGAUCUCCGCCCAACGCCGCUAACGUUAGUGGGACAUCACCGGGUUCCCACAAACGCAUGCGGCGAUGGAGCGAAGACAGAGAGGCAAUGAUUACUCGAAGCCUUCGCCGUCUCAAGGAGCAGAUCGUUCGCGCCAACCUGUUGGCUCAGGAGGCCUGUUUUAUUACAGAGGAGCUCAACAAGAGAACCGAGUACAUGGUCACUUUGCAGAUACCUGCCGCCAAUCUGGAUGCUAACAGGAAGCGUGACAUGGUGCUGAGCGAGCCAGCCAUUCAAGUACGCCGCAAAGGGAAAGGGAAGCAGAUCUGGGCGAUGGAGAAGAUGGAGAAUCGUCUGGUGGACAUGAGGGAGCUCUACCAGGAGUGGAAGGACUUUGAUGAAGAUAAUGCUGUCAUGCGGUCUUAUUUCAAACGGGCUGACCCUUUUUUUGACGAGCAAGAGAACCACAGUCUGAUUGGGGUGGCCAAUGUUUUCCUGGCAUGUUUGUUCUACGACGUCAAACUGCAGUAUGCCGUUCCCAUCAUCAACCAGAAAGGAGAGGUGGCGGGUCGGCUUCAUGUGGAGAUGUGGCGAGGAACCGAAGGUUCAGACAAGGAAGGUUCCCAGCAGAGUAUCACCGAUGGCGAUGCACAAGAACGGAAACUGAAAUGUGUGGUGAAAAUUCUCCAGGCCACUGGUCUUCCUCGUCACCUGUCCAACUUCGUCUUCUGCCAGUAUCACUUUUGGGGUCAAAAGGAGCCGAUAUUCAUUGCUCCGGAAAUGGCAUCAUCCGCCUCGCCAGCUGACUCCAGGGACCCUCAAUGCACAGUUGUUUUUGAUAGCUGCAAGGAGUUGUCGGUGCCCGUGUCGGAGGACUUCCUGGAGUAUUUGUCAGAAGGUGCGGUGGCUAUUGAGGUGUACGGUCACAAGCAGGCCAACCAUCGGCGUAACCUCGCCCUGUGGGACCUGGGUGUGAUUCAGGCCAAGACCCGUUCACUCAGAGAGAGGUGGAGCGAGGUGACUCGCCGGCUAGAGUUGUGGGUUCAGCUGAUGGAGCUGAACGACGCUGGCCAGUUUGUACCCGUAGAGGUUCUUCCUGCGAAGGAUGUACGCACUGGUGGAGUCUUUCAGCUAAGACAAGGUCAGUCUCGUCGGGUUCAGGUGGGGGUCUGCUCUGUGCCAGACUCUGGCACGAUGCCCCUUAUCUCCAGCUCCAUCCUUUCCGUGUCUAUUGGCGACGUCAAGGUCCAAAAUACACCAAAAGGAAAGGACUCACAGUUGAUUAUGGCUGAAGAAAUGGACAGCUACCAAGAAGUAGAUUUGGAGAGGAUGAGGAAACAGUGGCUGGCCACUCUGACACAGAGACAGGAAUAUCUGGACCAGCAGUUACAGAAAAUAGUCUCCAAACCAGAUAAAUCUGAGGACGAUUUGGAGCGGGAGUCCCAGCUCCUGGAAUGUCGUCUGACGCUCACUGAAGAGCGCAAUGCCGUUUUGGUGCCGUCAGCAGGCAGCGGCAUUCCCGGAGCGCCGGUUGAAAGAGUCCCUGUUCCUGGAAUGGAAACACACAUUCCUGUCCUGUUCCUGGAUCUUAGUGCGGAUGAUUUCCAGUCCAGCCUUUCAGCUCCUCUCGGCGGGGGGCUAGAUGCGUACCUUGGCGAGGAAUACGAAGACGACUUCUUUGACCUUCACAUUGUCAAACAUUACGAUUCAGAGGUGAAAGUGGAGGCGUCCUGGGACUCAACAGUUCACGAGUGUCCCCAGCUCAGUCGCGUGGCGUCCGGCGAGCACAGAGUCUACCUGACGAUCCGCGUUGUGGUGGAGCUAAGCCACCCCGCCCACAUGCAGCUGGUCCUCAGGAAACGCGUCUGCGUUAAUGUCGCCGGGAGGCAGGGUUUUGCCCAGAGUUUGCUAAAGAGGAUGUCCCAGCGCAGCCUCAUCCCAGGAUGUGGCGUCACCUUUGAAAUAGUCUCAAACAUACCAGGAGACUAUCACGGUCCUGAAGACAGGGAGAUGCUGGCCCGAUUGGCCGCCAGCACAGACGACGACCAGUCAGCCGACAGCGAGGCGGCCAUCGAGAAAUACCUACGCAGUGUCCUGGCCGUGGAGAACAUCCUCACUCUGGACCGACUGAGACAGGAAGUAGCGGUCAGGGAACACCUUGCGGGGAAAGGAAAAGCUCCCAGACGCUGCCUCAGCUCGCCGAACGUCAAUCGGGGCUGGGAGAGUCACCAGGAUCUCUCUGCUGCUGCUGCUCCUCCUCCUCAUCAGUCCAGACGCACAAUGCCAACCUCCGUAUCUCACAUCCAGAACCCAGAAACAGACAUAUUUUUUGGGUCUGCUGUAUCUUAUAUUCCUCCAGUGAAGGCCAUGCCCAAGCUCCUCAAGUCACUGCUUCCUGGUGGCAAAGAAGAUAUGGGAGACCAGGCGACUCUCCAACAGCAGGUGGUCGGUCCUGUGCAGCAGCCGGCCAGGAUUUGCGUGUUUGACCUCCUCUCUGCUGCUCAUAAAGUGCCUCAUAUCAUGGUGCACUCAGCCAGUGUUGAAGACGGGAUAAGCACAUGGCAUUCGGGUCCCGUGGAUGAAUCCAACCCCCCCGACAUCUCACCAGACAGUCCAGAAGCUUUGCAUUUUCCUUCACCAACCAUCCCAGAGACAGACAACACCAAAGCAUGGAGUGGUUCCAUCUCCACCAGUAUCUCCAUGACGACGACGACGACGCUGUCGGAUGUCUACACGCUGAGCUGGGACCUCCCUCCACUGUCUGGCCACGGCGUGCUGGAUGAAGAGGAGAAAGUGGCACAGGAGUUCUCCGUGAAAUCCGACAGUGAUGUUGGACCAGAUCUUCAGGAGGCAGCUGUAAACACAUCAGAAACAGAUUAUUUGAAUCAGAAUCACCAAAAACCACAUCCAUCCCUGUUAGUGCAGGAACUAGAAGAAGCAGAUCCACUUGUGGAGUCCAAGACUCAGACCAAGACAGCAUCACUGGGGACUGAUUCUGUGGAAUCAAAACAAUUCAGACUGGAGAACCAAACCAAACCAAAAGAUCCUCCAUCAAAAGACUCAAAACCAAAGACCUCUAUCCCGGAAAGUAAGAUGGAUAUCAAAGAAUCCACUAAUCCACAAGUCUUGGACGGAAACUACGAAGCCAAACAAGAUCCAGACCAGAUUCCCCCUUCCAAGUCCUCACCCUCCAAUGGUACCUCCAUCCCGGCUUUGUCUUCAUCCACUGAGGAGGUCCACCUCGAAGCGGUAAAAGCUCCCUCAUCUGCAGUCAACGCCUUCAAGAUCCAAAAGGUUCAGUCGUCAGACCUCAAGUCCUUCCAGCGUAUCCUCGGUGAUCCCGGUCAGACGGAGCAAUCCAAUCCAUCCGAGUCUCUGGAGCUCAUCUUGGACUGUGAGGAAGGAGAAGCAGGCGCUGCAAGUACCCUACCCGAUUGGUUGAAGGAAGGCGAAUUUGUGACGGUUGGCACCAAUAAAUGCGGCACCGUACGCUACGUGGGACCCACAGAUUUUGCACAGGGGACGUGGGUGGGAGUGGAACUGGACGUACCUGCAGGAAAGAAUGAUGGCUCCGUAGGCGGCAAACACUACUUCCGCUGCAACCCCGGCUAUGGAGUACUCGUCCGGCCAGACCGCGUGAACCGUGGCGGGGCCAAACGGCGUCGCCAGCAGCAGAAACGUCGUAGCGCCAACUUGUCUGGAUCCACGUCCAACCUGGCGGCGCUUACGGCUCUAGCUAAAGGUGAGGGCGCGUCCUCAGCAUCGUCACCAUCGUUAUCAACUGGAGAGGACCGCAAGUGCUGACUGAGAAUGCAACGGUUAUCUAAUCUAGAUUAACUAUUUCUACGUUUGUACAUGUACUUUAGCAUUGUGGGGUUUCACUUCAAAAAAAAAAUUGUAUUAUUAUUAUUAUUAUUAUUAUGGUAGACUAAUUUUGGAUGGACUUCUAAGUGUUUUCCUGUGGGUGCCUUGUGGCGCGUUCCAAAUCAACUGUGCACAAAGCGCCUUUUGUAUCGUCUAUCAACACAUUUGUACAGACAAAUGACAUUUAAAAAAAAAAUUGCAAAUCUUUCUUAUCAUAUGUACUUUGACAAAAUGUGUCUUUUUAGUUUAUAAAGUUACCGCACUCAUUUGUUCGACCUUGUGAUCUUACUCCAAUGUAACAUUUCCAACGGAUAAGCAAUAAACUCACUUCCUUUGUGCCAUCUGUUGACAAAAAA
Doryrhamphus excisus (bluestripe pipefish) is the source of this 6326-nucleotide messenger RNA. RefSeq names its product kinesin-like protein KIF13B. The record is from RefSeq and is a predicted model, not a curated record. Gene Ontology annotation, molecular function: ATP binding; microtubule binding; microtubule motor activity. Gene Ontology annotation, biological process: microtubule-based movement. NCBI's taxonomy places the organism in Eukaryota, Metazoa, Chordata, Actinopteri, Syngnathiformes, Syngnathidae.